Molecule: messenger RNA, 2352 nt
Organism: Contarinia nasturtii (swede midge)
Lineage: Eukaryota; Metazoa; Arthropoda; Insecta; Diptera; Cecidomyiidae
Gene: Sclp
Product: leucine-rich repeat-containing protein 20
Exons: 5
Coding region: 626-1168 (180 amino acids)
Molecular function (GO): protein binding
Source: RefSeq, a predicted model, not a curated record
ACGUAAUACGUAAAUUGUGACUUUUUGACAUUUCGGUGACUAAGAAUUUAAGCGAUUCAAAAGAGAGAAAAACCCACGAACCGAUGAAAUCACAUUGUCGGAAAAUAUAUUUUGAUCCAAUAUUUUCUUUUCUCGAAUUGACGUCUGCGAGUCUCUGUUGAAUGAUGUUUGUUCGGUUGAUUUGUCACUUGGCAUAGGAAAAUCUCCGAACAUUUACGGUUUAAGUGUGUAAAAUAUUCCGCGAAUAAGAGAAAAGGCAAAAAAAAUGUGUGACUUUUAAAAUUGUUGUUUUGUGGUGUGCUGAACAUUGUGACCGCGUAAUUUAUUUUUAGAAUUUUCGUGUAUGUUCAAAGGAAAAUUAAUCGUAUUCACAAUAAAUGAUGUGAAAUAGUGAUUCUGGUAAAUUCGAAAUUUAUCUUUGACACGUUUUUUCCACCUCAUCGGUUUCGAUUUGUGCCCACUUCAAUAUCGAAUUCAUCAAACAUCAUAAAUUGGCUCAAAUUUCAUCGUUUCCAAUUGAAAGUUGAUCAAAACGUUCAACCGCAACCAAUACCAAAAAAUUCACCAAAUUCAAGGAAAUUCAAUUGUGACUUUAAUUUAUGUGCAUUUAAUAAAUUUCGGUGAAAUGGCUAAUCAAGUGGUUCAAGUUGUAUUGCGUUGUGAAGCGGCGGCUGAAACAGAACAUCUGGAUCUCUCCGAGUGCCAAUUAGUACAAGUACCAGAUGCUGUUUACCAUUUGAUGCGAAACACGGAACUGAAAACUUGUGACUUGAGCUCAAAUGUUAUUAAGAAAAUACCACCAAAAUUUGCGAUGAAAUUCAGUUUGAUUACAGAUUUGAAUUUGUCAAACAAUCAAAUUAACAAACUACCAGAUGAACUGGCAGAUCUUGGACAAUUGUUGCGAUUGGAUAUUUCACAUAAUUUGUUCUUGUCAUUGCCAAAGGUUGUGUUCAAAAUGCCAAAAUUGCGUCAACUAAAGGCGAACAAUAAUGCAAUCAUCGACGUUGAAACGGAUGAAAUAAUCACAACCGAAUCACUUGAAUUGGUCGACCUCAGAAAGAACCCAUUGACACCACAAUGUUUGGAUCGGCUACGCAAUGCUCGUGUAUCAUUUCACAUUGAACUGCCGGAACGUGUAAAAGAGGACUGGGAAGAUUUGAGCGUUUAAAUCCAAUCAAUUAUUUUUUCUAUUCACCUUCGAUAUAUUGAAUCCUAUUGGAUUUUUUAUAUAUGUAGUAAACGUUGAUCGUUUUUAGACGUUUUCGAUGACAUUAUGUUCUAUGUGAUGAUAUUUUUUUAUACAAUCAACAACACAAGCCUAGACUUAUAAAAUUGCAAGUGCAUCAUUAGGUUAAGACUAUAGCUAAAAAAAAUGAUGAGCUCCGUUCUCAUAUUUAAAAAAAAAAGAAGAAGAAAGUCUGGUGCAUUAAGCGUCGAGUGACACAAUAAAUCCAAACAAAUUCAUCCAAAUUGUGAUCGUUGUCCAUCAAUCAUUGUUACUUUUUUUGGUCACUGUCAAGUAUUAUGUGAAGGAUAUUUUGCCUCUCAUUAUUUGUUGUAGGAGUGAUUUAAGUGUGUUUUCUUGUUCGCUCGUGUACUAAAACUCUUUUACAUAUGUAGUUUUAUAUUGAAACGAUUCAGUUAUAUGUUAUCAUGUUGUUUGGAAUCAAAGUCGUCCAAAUAUCGGAUUCCAUCCAUUUAUAAUUGAAAUGAGGCUAUUCCGUCAAGUCAAGUAGCAAUUUAUUUAAACCUUAAGUUAAGAGGUUAAUGCAUUAACAAAUUGAUCGGUUUUUAAAGCGUAACAAACCAAAUUAGAUUAAGUACCGAAUGAAAUACUCAAUCCAAUGCCAAGACUGUUAACAUCCAAGCCGAUUAUUUACGCAUAUAUAUAUUGUUUCUAACCAAAUUAUCCGGUUUUUUUGUAUUAUCGUUGUUUUCUUGAGAUGCUAUAUUAUAAUAAUUUUUUUAACAGAGUUUGAUAAAACGUGAUUAUGGACAAGAAGAUGUAAGAGUGAUAUAUUGAAAAAUGAUAUAAUCAUUCAUCUUUUGAGUUCUUUUUUUAAGUUUAUAACGAAAAUUUUGAGACAACUUUGAAGAAUUGAUAGAUAAAUUUAAUGAGAUAUAUAUAUAUUUUAUGUUACGAUAUAGUAUUUAUCUGUAUAUUUACCAUUUUUGUUGUAGUUCAUGUAUUUUACCUGUUUGUUCUUUUGAAUAUAAAUUCAACCAAAUCCACCAUAUUCUGUAUAAAUUGUAGAUAACCAAAAUCAAAUCAAUCGCAUAAAUUCGGUUGUACUAUCAAAUUUGUUACUAAAUUGUUAAAUAAAAAAAAAACAAUAAGGAACUACACAGAAA